ACUCUGGGUAACUGGGUGAAUUGUAGCGUAAGGAGCUCGCUCACGCUGCGAAAUAAAGCUGUUUUUGUAAGAGACUGAAGAGAGUGGCUGUCUGAAGACAGAGGUUUCUAUGUGUAGACGGUGUUAACGUAAGUUUACCGUACGUCUGUUCCGCCGUUAAAAUGAAGAAGAGGAGCGCAGAGAAAAAACGCCAUGUGGUAGCGUGGGUCAACAAAGCUGAGUGGGAUCAGGUUCUGGAGUAUCUGUACUCCAAGGACUCCGCCUUACAGAGGUACGCACUGCAGAGGAUAUCAGCCUGGAAAUGCAGGUAUGCCAACAGCUGUCCUGUGGCAGUGGACUGCACAGCCGACCUGGUGAGGUGCCAGGUGCUGGACCGGUCCGGACAGCUGGACGGAGAUGACCUGGUCCUGCUUUACGGAGCGGCUCUGGUGAGGUUUGUCAAUUUGAUCACUGAGCGACAGCAGGGGAGAACAGCCCGACCACUGAGGCGGCUGGCUGGGAACUUGAACAUCCCAGAGUGGGUGGUAGACCUGAGGCAUGAUUUCACACACCGGAAGCUCCCUAACUUGAAGUGGUGCAGAAAGGGAUGUAAGGUGGUUCUGGAGUGGCUCCAGCACGAGUACUGGUCCAGGCAGCUGGGAGGAGGGCCUAAUGAGGACUGGGAGUCGCAGUCAGAUGGAGAGGAUGAGGAGAUUGACCUGAAGCGCCAAGAUGAUGAGCUCAUUGCGAGGCAAAGAGAAAUGGAGGCCUACAAGAAUGCUCGGGAACUUCUGAUUUCUUUUGAAAAGGAGCAGUACCAGACUCUUAAUGGGCUUCCUAAAGACAAAGAGAAGAGCUCAUGGCCAUCCCCCUUUGCAGACAUGAGCUGGUUACUAGGUGAGAUCAAGCAGUUUGCUCUGGAGUCAAGUGAUCUGCUGAUCGAUGUGUUGCUGGAAGAUGGAUUUCUGAUUCCUACUGUUGAACAACUGGAAACAUUAGGCUGUGACACUUCUGCCGGUGCCAGUCCCAGUCCCACUGAACCCAGACUUCCUCAGGCCUUCCUGCGUUUUUGGCUGCCCCUCCUGAAGAUUCUCAACUCACCAACCUUUGUUCACCUCCUCUUGGAGAAGCUCUUUGUUGAACUGAAGCUGCUCACCAAAGAGCAGAAUAAUCACAGGUCUUUCUACCUUUCUGCUUGGAUUUCAGAAGUCAUCGUCUGUAACAGCAACAAAUUUGAAUACCAUUUUGAAACAAAGGGACAGAAGAAGGCCAGAAUGAAGGACAGGAUUUUUGUAAACCGCAUGCAGCUAAGGUGGCAGCAGCUGCUCUCAGCAUGCCUGGAUGCUCCCUGUAUCAGCACACCUCACUUGCUCCAACUAAUCCUGGAUGACAUGGAACAUCCUCUCCCUUUGGAGACCAGACAGAGGCUGCUGCAGCUCUGCUCCAUCUACACACAGACCGCACACUCUGAAUUUGAUCCUUCUCCGGAGCAGAAACAACAGCCCAUAUACACACUGGAGAGUUUGCAUGAGAAGCUGCAGUAUUCACAACACUACAGCCAUUCCUGGCGUUCCAGGGCUGACUCGGAGCGGAGUGAGUCCUCCCAGGAGUACAAAUGGGCAGAUGUUCAGGCUGAAAAAGCUAAGCUGCUCAGAGGUUCUCCGUGGCAGGUGUGUGUUGAUAAAGUUUUGUGGAAGAACUAUCCUCUUGGUAAAGUCCCUGGACAGUCAGACGACCCUUCAUGUCUUAUGGUGGAAAACUACUCAACAAUGACCCUCUUUGACCAGCCAGUGGAGAUGGAGAGCAACGCAACACACAGCGUCCCAGGAGUCUCUGCAGCAGUGAGAACAGCUGAUGGUCUCCUCUGGAACCACAGUGAUGUUAACAAGCUGAAAUCUGGACUGCAACUUUUUUGAGUCAUGUUGUAAUAUUGUGAAAUACAGGCCUUUCGCUGAUGGUAUAUUGUUUAAGGUGUGUUCUCUUGUUUUGACACUUGUAAAAAAAAAGAAAUAAAAUGUUAUGUAAAUCUCAGUACUUACAUUUGUUGUGGGAUAAAACAAAAAUGCAAACAUCUGAUUAACUGUUUUAUUCCACCAACACAAGUCAUUUAUCUGAGACAUUUAUAAGGCAAGAACCCUAAACAUUCACUGGUUUCAGUGUCUUAAAUGUAAGGAUUUGCUUCUUUGUUGUAUCACUUAGUAUCGCAACUAACUUACUUUUAUGACAAUUAAGUGCUCAUUUUCUCAAUUCAUAGUGUAAAAUGCCCAGUGUCAUUUCCCAGAGCCCAAGAUGGUGUCUUCAGUUACUAUAUCAGACUAAAUGUCCAAACCCAAAAUGUUCACUUUUUUAACUUUUUGUAGAGAAGAAGUUUCUUUAAUUAAUAAAAAGAUUAAACAUGAGCAUAUUAGUUGCUACUGAAAGUAACUGUUAGUUGCAGCCCCGUGUAAAGCAUUUAUAAAAGCUUUCAUGUUGUACAGUGAGGUUGUUUUUCUCUUAUACCUGCCAUGCAAGUUAACUUGCUCUGUUAAUACAGUUCAGUGGAUCCCUUUCAUUUGAAAACUCGGGAGAGGGGAUACUGUGAAAUGCAUCUUCUUUUUCACACUUUUGUUUAAUAAAAACGUUUCUCUACU
This is a messenger RNA of Toxotes jaculatrix (banded archerfish), 2609 nucleotides long. It is a transcript of the gene las1l, whose product is annotated as LAS1 like ribosome biogenesis factor. The transcript has a single exon. Bases 162 to 1895 code for a protein of 577 amino acids. The record is from RefSeq and is a predicted model, not a curated record. Gene Ontology annotation, molecular function: endonuclease activity. Gene Ontology annotation, cellular component: Las1 complex; preribosome, large subunit precursor. Lineage: Eukaryota; Metazoa; Chordata; Actinopteri; Toxotidae. Gene Ontology annotation, biological process: maturation of LSU-rRNA; maturation of 5.8S rRNA.